This is a messenger RNA of Marasmius oreades (fairy-ring Marasmius), 1835 nucleotides long. RefSeq lists its product as uncharacterized. The record is from RefSeq and is a predicted model, not a curated record. NCBI's taxonomy places the organism in Eukaryota, Fungi, Basidiomycota, Agaricomycetes, Agaricales, Marasmiaceae. Gene Ontology annotation, biological process: transmembrane transport. Gene Ontology annotation, molecular function: transmembrane transporter activity. Bases 152 to 1765 code for a protein of 537 amino acids. Gene Ontology annotation, cellular component: membrane. The transcript has 12 exons.
CUUCAACUGGGAAAUUUAUGCUGUAACAGUGACCUCGGUUUUUACGUCUAUGAUCAGCUCCACUCCAAUCAAUGUCACAAGUACUAGUACCUCCAACAUUGUGCUUUUCCACUUCAAACAUCGUUGAACUUGAGUUCUUCUUUCUCAUCCCAUGUCUUCCUCUUCGGAUCAAGACCAUACAAAUCGCGUCCCCUUGCAAGAAGUCGAAAGCAAACGUCCUGCGUUUAUCUUGACCUGGACUGAAGUGAAGUUGCUGGGUAUCGCGGGCGUAGGUUUCUUUCUCGAUGCCUACGACCUGUUUAUCAUCAACCCCGUCGCAACGAUGCUCCAAUACCGAUUGUACGGUGGAAAAUCGUUGCCACCGAACCUCGAAGGAUUCGUGAAAGCAGGAGCCAACAUAGGAAGUGUCAUUGGACAGUUCCUCUUCGGUUACCUCGCUGACUCGCUCGGCAGAAAAGCCGUCUACGGAAAAGAGCUGAUGUUGAUCAUCAUUGCGACUAUCCUCUGCCUCACGACGCCAACCGGCCGACUCUCUCCCGAUUCAUGUUUGAUCUACUUGGGGAUAUUCCGUAUCUUGCUUGGGGUCGGAGUUGGAGGUGACUAUCCUAUGUCAGCCAGUGUUACCUCCGAUCGGGCCAACCUUCGUAAACGAGGAACGAUGCUUGCCUACAUCUUCUCGAACCAAGGAUGGGGCUCGUUGGCCGGGUCUUUGGUAACGAUAAUCGUGUUGGCGUGUUACAAACAUGUCAUGGACGUCGAGGGAAAGACGAGUAAAGUGGAUGGGGUUUGGAGGAUUGUCGUUGGGCUUUCCCUUAUUCCUGCUUUUGGAACGCUGUAUCAACGGCUGACGAUGCCUGAGAGUAAGCGGUUUGAGGCAUCGAAGAAUUUGGAGCAUGAGGAGACUUUGAUGGAGCUGAAAAGGGCUAAUGGUCAGACCGAAGGAUUGCAUGAUAUUUCGUCCGACUCUAGUCUGGAAAAACCGAAGGCGGGCGCCCCAACCGUCGCUGUUAGUGGGGUGAAGUUCAACGCGAAUGAGGAUCCGGAAGCGUUAGCGACUAAGAAAGAGCAAGCGCAUUUCAGCGAAUUUCUCCGAUAUUUCUCGGAAUGGCGCCACCUUAAGCUCCUCAUUGGAACUAGUAUUUGCUGGUUCCUUCUCGACAUCGCAUUCUAUGGCAUCAAUUUAAACCAAAAUGUCGUGCUGCAACAGAUUGGCUUCGAUGGCAAGUCAGGAUCGGCAUGGGAAAGACUGUUCAAUGUGUCUACCGGUGGAAUUAUUAUCACCGCGCUAGGCUUUGUACCUGGCUACUACGUAUCGAUCUUGACUAUCGAAAUUCUCGGACGCAAGGUGAUACAAAUCCAAGGGUUCUUAAUGGCCGCCCUAUUUCUGGGGAUCCUAGCUGGAAAUUUUGAUACGCUCAGCCACCCCGCUUUUGUUGUCUGCUUCACAUUUCUCCAGUUUUUCUUCAACUUUGGGGCAAACACGACGACCUAUUGUUAUCCUGCCGAAGUGUUCCCAACGCGAUUCCGUGCAUUCGCACAUGGAAUUUCUGCUGCGGCAGGCAAAGCCGGAGCGAUUAUCUCUGCUUUGGCAUUUAACAACUUGAGUAAGGAUAUCGGGACACCUGCUGUUCUCUGGAUUUUCUUCGGCGUUUGUAUCCUCGGUGCUUUCUCCACGCUUCUCUUACCGGAGGUCAAAGGACGAGACCCUGAUCUCAUUUUGGCAGAAGAGAUCAGGGAAGCGAGAGAAAAUGCAAGGAGGACGUAGCUUGCUCUCUAAUCUACUUAUUUAUCACAUGUAUCCAACUCGCAAAACACGCAAAACACACAGUGUCGCU